AUUUUGCAUCGCCGGGAAAGUUGGAGCGCGGCGGGCAGCGGGCGCAUUGCGGGGCAGGGGGCUGCCGGGGGGCCCAGCGAUCCCGCCCCCCCGCCCCUGCGGAGCCCGGCGCUGCCUCCCCGCACCGCGGCCGGGGGAGGCGCAGGAGGACCGAGGACCGGGCGGAGAGCGGGGCUUGCCCGGCUCGCUCCGCCGGAGGCUGCCGCCCGCCUCCCCAAACUUCGCCCCGGAACUUCGCCAGGCCGGAUGGAUCCAUGAGCGGCGUCGGCUGCUUGCUCCUGGCCCUGGCCGCGGGCUCGGCUCGGCGAGCUCGGAGCCCGCCGGGGCGCACGGGCAGAGUUCGCGCCCUGGCACUGGAAUAACCCCCCGGAGAUUUCGCUGUUCCGGCCGUGGGGGCACCUAGCAGAUCGGGGGUGGGGGGGAUACACGUACCCGCACCUCUCGGACCCUCCUGCCUGUGGGGGUGGAGGUGUCCCCUUUGCUAAGUGGGUCCCGCUCCUCCUGCGGUAGGGCUUUGCACCCUUGGGUGCCCGGGGCUCAGGGCGCCCUGCGGGGGUGGGAGGGAGGCGCCGGGGGGUGGCGAGAGGAGCCCAGGGCAGUAGCCGCCCGUGGUGCCCCCUUCCCCCCUGAGCUGGGCGCCCCGGCUGGACCGCACGUGCCUGGAUUUGUUUGUCCCCCACCGCGGGGGUGGAUCCCGCACCUCGCACCGCACCGACCGCCAUGGCCCCGGGACCCGCCGCCCUGCUCUGCUGCCUCGGCGCGCUGCUGGCCCACGCCCAGGGCAAGGGGCUGGCGCCCAGCUCGGAGCCCCCGGAGCCCUGGCCCCCCGCGGCGGCCGUGACCCUGCCUGUGAGCUACCGCCUCUCCAACACCCGCCUGGCCUUCUUCCUGAAGGAGACGGGGGCGGGGCCGGGGGGGAACGCCAGCGCCCCCCUGCAGCGCUCCGAGCCCUUUGUCGUCUUCCAGACCAAGGAGCUGCCCGUCCUCAACGUCUCGCUGGGGCCCUUCAGCACCGGGCUGGUCCUGCCCAAGGAGCAGCUCCAGCCCUCCAGCACCCUGGAGAUCCCCGACCGCCUCACCGUCAACUGGAAGGUGCGAGCCUUCAUCAUCCAGCCGCGGGUGCUGGCCAGCCAGCCCGUGGUCCAGGUGCUCUUCUACGUGGCGGGCCGGGACUGGGACGACUUCGACGUGACCGACCGGCUGCCCUGCGUCCGGCUGCACGCCUUCCGCGAGGCCCGGGAGGUCAAGAGCUCCUGCCGCCUGCGGGGCAGCCUGGCCACCUGCCUGGUGCAGGCCGAGCUGCCCCACGCCUGGUUCGGCCCCUCGGCCGUGCCCCUGGGCAGGAGGAAGGUGCCGGAGGCCCUGGACCUGAGCGGCGAGAGCCAGCAGGCCGAGCUGUACUACACGCUGCAUGCACCCGACGGGGCCGGGGAGUGCCCCGGAGAGACGGCGCCGCGCCGGGGGGGCGGCGCUGCCCGGACCGAGGGCCCCACGCAGCACCCCUUGCUGCGCGUUGGCAGCAUCAGCCUCUUCCAGCCCCCGCCCGCCCAGCUGAUGCAGGAGCACAGUCUGGACGGCAACAUCUUCAUCCGCCUGCCGGACAAGCCCCUCAAGCCGGGCGAGGUGCUCAACGUCCUCCUCUACCUAAUGGCCAACUCCACCGUGGAGCACUUCACGCUCAGGGUGAAGGCCAAGAAGGGCGUCAACCUCGUCAACACCAAAUCCAGGAACCUCCAGUGGCUGGUGAACUCUGAGCUGCUGACGGGCGGGAAGCACUCCACAGCCACUGUCGAUGUGGCCAAGGCAGACGGCGCGCUGCCCAGGGACGGGGACUCCUCCUACGAGAUCAUGCAGUUGGACUUUGAGAUGGAGAAUUUCACCAGCCAGGCCGUGACGCGGCGCAUCAUGUGGCACAUCGACUACCGGGGCCGCAACCCGCCGCCCGACCUGGAGAAGGUGGUGACGGAGCUGACGGUCAUUCAGCGGGACAUCCGUGCCAUCGUGCCCCUGGCCAUGGACACAGAGAUCAUCAACACCGCCAUCCUGACGGGCCGGACGGUGGCCAUCCCGGUGAAGGUCAUUGCCAUAGAGAUGACCGGCGUCAUCACGGACGUCUCGGCCAUGGUCGAGUGCAAGUCCAACAACGAGGACAUCAUCAAGGUGUCCAGCAGCUGCGACUACGUGUUUGUGAGCGGGAAGGAGACGCGCGGCUCCAUGAACGCCCGGGUGACCUUCAGCUACGAGCACCUGAGCGCCCUGCUGGAGAUGACGGUGUGGGUGCCCAAGCUGCCGCUGCACAUCGAGCUGUUGGACCCCAGGCUGAGCCAAGUGAAGGGCUGGAGGGUGCCCAUCCUGCCGGACAGGAGGUCAGUGCGGGAGAGCGAGGAUGACGAGGACGAGGAUGAGCGGAAGCAGAGCCGGGGCUGCACCCUGCAGUACCAGCACUCCACCCUGCAGGUCUUCACCCAGUUCCACACCACCUCCUCGGAGGGCACCGACCAGGUCAUCACCAUGCUGGGCCCCGACUGGCUGGUGGAGGUCACCGACCUGGUCAGCGACUUCAUGAAGGUGGAUGACCCCCGGGUGGCCCAGCUGGUGGACAGCAGCACGCUGGCCGGGCGGGAGCCGGGCACCACGCUCUUCAAGGUGGUGUCCCCGCUCAUGGAGGCAGUGCUGGGGGAGACGGUGGUGACGGUGGCGGACGAGAAGGUCAGCAUCACCGAUCUGAAGGCCCAGGUGGUGUCCAGCCUGUCGCUCUCCCUCCAUCCCAGCCCCGGCAACAGCCACACCAUCGUGGCUAAGACGGCCGCCCAGCAGACCCUGAACUUCUCCAAGCAGGAAGCCCUCCUGAGCAUGUGGGUCUCGUACAGUGAUGGCACCACGGUCCCCCUCUCCCUCUACGACCCCAAAGACUAUAACCUGGUGGUGAGCAGCCUGGACGAGAAAGUGGUGUCGGUGACCCAGGACCGGGCCUUCCCGUUGGUGGUGGCGGAAGGCGAGGGGGCUGGCGACCUGCUGCGUGCCGAGCUGGUCAUCUGCGAGAGCUGCCAGAAGACCAAGCGGAAGAGCGUGCUCUUCACGGCGCUGGCCAGCGUGUGGGUGCGCUUCGGCUCCGAGGAGGACCCCACCUAUGACUAUGGGGAUGCCGGCCACGUGCCGAGCAAGCCGGGGACCUCAGGGAAGGAGGAGAGCGCGGCCAGCACCACCCUGCGGGCAGAUGUGGAGAGGAAGCCGGAGCCCAGCCAGGACAGCAGAGCUCCCAGCAUCCCCCAUACCACUGAGGACUUCCCCACCAUCCCCACGGGCUUCGUGCAGGUGCCGCGGGGGCUGACGGACCUGGAGAUCGGCAUGUACGCCCUGCUGGGCGUCUUCUGCUUGGCCAUCCUGGUCUUCCUCAUCAACUGCAUCGUCUUCGUGCUGAAGUAUAGGCACAAGCGCAUCCCGCCCGAGGGCCAGACCAACAUGGACCACUCCCACCACUGGGUCUUCUUGGGCAACGGGCAGCCCCUGAGGGUCCAGAAUGACCUCUCCCCUCCGCCCGAGAGCCCCGGCAAUCCGCUGGAGAGCGUCCAGACCUGCUGCCAUGGGGACCACCACAGCAGCGGCAGCUCGCAGACCAGCGUGCAGAGCCAGGUGCACGGGCGGGGAGAUGGCUCCUCGGGAGGCUCCACCAGGGACCAGAGCGAGGACCCGCUCAACUCGCCCACUUCCAAGAGGAAGCGGGUGAAGUUCACCACCUUCGCCACGCUGCCCUCCGAGGAGCUGGCCUACAACUCCAUCCCCAUCGCUGACGAGGAGGACCUGGAGUGGGUGUGCCAGGACAUGGGGCUACAGGAUCCCGAGGCGCUCCACGACUACAUCUGCAGGAUCAAGGAGAUCGCUUAGCCACGCCACGCCAGCCACUGCCCACCGGCCGGGGCUUGAGCGGAUACCCCAGACCCUGACCGCGGGAGCCGAUUUUCGAUACUCCCCCCCUUUCCCUUUCGCUCUCUCUUCCGCGCACGGGGCUCCCCCUUCUGCCACUUUUUUUUUUCUUUGAAAGGGAACGAGUGUCGAGCGAGCCAAACGGAGCGGGGUGAACCCCGGCGUCCCAAGGGAGCAAGGGGCCACCUCUGCCUUCCGCCCACUCACCGCCAAAGUGCCGAGGUGCCUGCACGCUGCUUGCACAAACGCCCCCCGUCCUGCUGGGCGCUAGGUGGCACCGUAGAGGGGAGCCGGCGCAGCGGGGGGCGCAGAGCCCCGCGUUACGGGGAAGACACUGGUGGGGGUGGAGGAGCCAGAGAUAGAGCAAGAAGUGGGGGGGGGCAGGUUCACACCUGGAGUGAUAACGGUCUGCGUGGAGGGCUCAGCUUGGAUGUGCCCGCUCUCCACGUGCCCUGACGCUGCCUUGGCCCACCCUGCGAACCACUGACCGAGCGGCGCGGCCUCCUGCCCCGCGGCCUCCGAGCGAGCGUCGGCCACGAAAGACGAACAGGAUUUCUCUGCUUUACUUUGUUGCACAAUAAUGUUGAAUAAAUAUACAUUCAGG
Molecule: messenger RNA, 4528 nt
Organism: Trachemys scripta elegans
Lineage: Eukaryota; Metazoa; Chordata; Testudines; Emydidae
Gene: TMEM132E
Product: transmembrane protein 132E
Exons: 9
Coding region: 721-3885 (1054 amino acids)
Source: RefSeq, a predicted model, not a curated record